AUGGAUCUAGAUCCACCGUCUUCAAGUCCGAGAAAGGUUAAAUUUGCUCCUAAAGGACCUCCUCGCAGACCAACGAGACAGAUCGAACUGAGGACUGAAGAAGAGGGUGACGAAGAUGAUAACCGCGAAGAUAAAGCUCUCCUUCGCCGGGUGAACGAGCACUUAACAAGACGGCGAUCCAGAGCCGAGAAGAAGUCUUCCGUGCAAGUUGCAUUUUCACAUGGAGUUGCAUCAAAUUCCAUAAGGUCAUUUGGCAAGCAAAGGGAAAGGAAAGAUGAUCAAUGCAAUGUUACAGGAUUAAGAGAUUUAGCUUAUGAUGGCACGGAGAUCCCUGUCAAUAUGCUGCCAUCGGAUGCAGAUAUUCGUGAAAAUUUUUCAGAUUCGACCAGCACUUCACUUUCGAAGAAAAAAGGAGAAUACAAAGAGCCUUGGGAUUACGAUCAUAGUUAUUAUCCCAUUACUCUUCCUUUGAGGCGGCCUUAUUUGGGAGAUCCAGAACUCCUUGAUGAAGCAGAAUUUGGAAAAGCUGCAGCAAAAUUGGAGUAUGAUGAGAAUGCUACUACUUCUGCUUCAGAUCUUGGUUUGCUGGAGAAAGUCGAUGAACCACAGAUGCUUUUUCUUCAGCUUCCUCCCAAUCUUCCCUUCACCAAGCGGCCUGAUAGUGUAAGCAGGAGAGACACAGCCGAUCACUUAAAAUCUUCCACGAUGUCAGAGACCAAUCAGAAAGUGACAGCUGGCAAUGUCCCCGGGUUUUCAGGGUAUUCUGCUGGUACGAAAGGAAAAGAGAUUAUGGGGAGCUCAAUGUAUCCGGGGAGUUCAUAUGGUUCAAGAAAAGGAUGUAGUUUGGAGGAGCUGCCUGGGGGAUACAUGGGCAAAAUGUUGGUGUACAGAAGUGGUGCAGUUAAGUUGAAGUUGGGAGAUGUUCUGUAUGAUGUUUCUCCGGGUUCUGAUAGUACUUUUGCUCAAAAUGUUGUUGCUGUCAACACCGUUGAUCAACAUUGUUGUGAGCUGGGCGAACUCAGCAAGCGGGCCGUUUUAACUCCAGACAUUGAUUCUCUUUUGGAUCAUGUGAUUGAUUUGGGGUAA
Molecule: messenger RNA, 1086 nt
Organism: Fraxinus pennsylvanica
Lineage: Eukaryota; Viridiplantae; Streptophyta; Magnoliopsida; Lamiales; Oleaceae
Source: the annotation of a GenBank genome assembly